Molecule: messenger RNA, 12326 nt
Organism: Paramuricea clavata
Lineage: Eukaryota; Metazoa; Cnidaria; Anthozoa; Malacalcyonacea; Plexauridae
Source: the annotation of a GenBank genome assembly
ACAUCCCGUUACAGAAAUGGUAAUUCGUCAUUACCAUGCGGACGUGGGACACAUGGGUCAAGAUUCCGUCCUUUCUUCAUUAAGGAAAGAAUCUUGGAUUGUGAAAGGAAGAACGGCGGCAUACGUACGACGCGUGGUGCGAAGCUGCAUUAGUUGUCAACGGAGAAAGGCUCGUUUGGGAGAGCAGUUUAUGGCGAAUUUACCGCAAAGCCGUCUAACGCCAAAUCAACCACCUUUUACGCGUGUCGGAGUUGAUUAUCGCGGACCAUUACAAGUAAAACAAGGACGAUCGGUUGUCAAACGAUAUGACUGCCUUUUCACGUGUAUGGUAACGCGAGCAGUGCAUAUAGAGAUCGCGCAUUCUUUGGACACCGAUUCUAUGAUAAACGCGCUCAGAAGAUUUAUCAGUAUACGAGGUUGCCCAUAAGAGAUAAAGAGCGAUAAUGGAACGAAUUUUGUGAGAGCUGACAAGGAACUGAACCGAAGCAUUGAAGAAUGGAAUCAUACCAAGAUCCACAAUUUCUGCGCACAAAGAAGAAUUAAAUGGGACUUUAACCCACCGUCCGCGAGUCAUAUGGGUGGCGUGUGGGAGCGUUUGAUAAGGUCAACAAGACAAGUUUUGAGAGCUACUCUAAAGGAACAGUUGGUUUCUGAUCUGAUGAAGUUUUGCAGACCUUGAUGGCUGAAGCAACCCAAAUCUUGAACUCAAGACCUCUCACAAGAAACAGCGACAGUCCUAUGGAUGAAGACCCUUUAACUCCAAAUCAUCUGUUACAUUUACGCCCGACGUCGAGCUUACCUCCAGGCGUAUUCGACAAAAAUGGCUUGAGCUGCAGAAAAAGUUGGAGACAGGCACACUAUCUUGCUAAUGUCUUCUGUCGUAGAUGGAUAAGAGAAUAUUUACCAAGCUUACUGGAAAGAAAGAAGUGGAAUAUCCCAAGAAGAAACUUAAAGAUAGGAGAUUUGCUGCUCAUAGCAGAUGAAAACUACCCAAGAGGACAAUUAAUGGCCAUUGGCAAUGGUGACGGAAGUUAUGCCGAGUAAAGACGGUUAUGUACGCACAGUGAUAUAGUAAAGACCAGUUUGACAGUAUCAUCCCUAGCGAAACACCGAAGAAGGGGAGAGAACAAGAUCAAUACAACGAUACUAACACGGCCUGUGGCAAAGUUGUGUUUGCUUGAAAUUGACGGAGAGUGACCUGGCUAGGACUAUCAACCUUUUGAACUAAACAGUAAAACUUGACAAUUAUAUUAUAUUUGUGUUAUAGGUUAAGAACGGUGGCCUUCAUGGACUUUGUAAAUGGACUAUUAGUAUAUGCCCAUUUAGGGGCCGGUGUAGCUACCGUAUGGAUUUUCCCGCCUUGCGCAUGCGCAGUGGACGCAUUUUUGGCAUGGCAAAUAGGGCGGCCAUGUUGUUUUGUUUAGUUUGUUUAGCCGUGGAACUAAACGGUUCUAAAGUACAAGUACAAAUACUGGAUUUUUUAUAUUUUGACGUUUGGUUCAAAUAUAUGUUAAUUUUAUUAAACAUCAGGUACUAUAGUCGGACUAUAGUAACAAAAUGCGUUAAUUAACUUUAUCUCAUUUUAAAUAUUAUAUAUAAGUUUUAUUAUUAAGUUUUAAUAAGUGAUUACACUUCAUAAUACUGAGUUUAUAAGAAUAAAUUUUACUACGCCCAAUACUGCCAGCCCUCCAAUGAACAAACUUUCCCUCUUCCCGUCUCCUACCUUUGAUCCGCAGCCCAACCCUACUAUACAAGACAUCCCCGUCAUAUUAUCUAGUCGCCAACCCCCUAAACAUUGCCGUUUUCAGCGCAAUUUAAAUAAUCUUAUUCAAGUAAAUAUUACCAAUGCUGCCGAACCUAAUCGUGCUAUCGGCGAUCGUACCAAGAAAACUAUACUUCCGAAAAUUUCUUUAAUAAACGCCAGAUCACUUUUACCAAAGUUACCGUGUUUAGAGGUGCCGAGACUUGGAAUGCUCUCCCAAUUGACCUGAAGUCGUUAGGAAGUAUAGCAACUUUUAAGAGUGGGGUAAAACAAUGCAGAUUGAUAUAAUGUUAAGUCAUAAAAAUUUUUUAUAUUUAUAGUAGUUAGCACACGGCCUAUUGGAAGAUCAAUUUUUUUCUGGUUGUUCUUGUAAAUAAUAUAUUUUUAAUAUAAUGUGAAAUAGUACCGUGUUUAAAUAAAGUUGAAGUUGAAGUUGAAGUUGCCUUGCUUCAAUCCAUCAUUAUCCAUGGUUAUAAUCUUUUUCGUAAGAACCGGGCUAAUCGCCGAGGUGGUGGCGCGUGCAUAUAUCUAUUCGAGCUUUUCCAUGCCAAUCGCCGAACCGAUCUCGAAAAUGAUAAUUUCGAAUGCUUGUGGCUUUGGCUGCGCCCCCUCGUUUACCUAGACCCCUUUGUAACAUAGCAAUUUGCGCUGUUUACCAUCCACCUGGCCUACCCCAGGACGAUUAUCAGUCACCCUAACAUUCGAAUAUCUAUCUUCCACCAUUUUUGUUUCUGUGCAACCGAUACCCUAAUUGUGGUAUCGUCCUUCUUGGGGACUUUAACGACCUAGAAAUAUCUCUUCUGUCAGCAAGACAUAAUUUAAAGCAAGUGGGCAAAGCCCCAACUAGAGGUUCAUCAAUCCUUGACCUCAUCAUUACCAACUUAUUGAAGUAUUAUAGAACCCAACAACUCCGCCUACCACCACUUUAACCAUCCGACAAUAUCGUAUUAUGGGCCCCCUCUUCAAUUAUUUCUAGCCAUUGUACUGAACCUAAUGAUGCAUCGGUUUCCUCAAUCUAGUAUUGAUGCCUUUGGAAGGUGGGCCUCAACGCGUAAAUAGUGAGCUUAAGCAAGUGACGUUUUUGACAACACGGACGUCGACCGGAAGUAAAGUUGACGUUUUUCACCAAUCACAGCCCUUGACCCAGUCUUCUGACGUUACUCAUGUCGUUCGUGUUGACAAAAACGUCACUUGCUUAAGCUCACUAAUGGUUCGAGGAAGUAGCUCCUAACACCACGGUGGACAACCUAGCAUCUUCUUUCACAUCACGACUGGCCCAGGUAAUCGAUCGUAUUUUCCCUCCUAGAACAGUGCAACGACAUGUUACCGACAAACCUUGGAUGACACCAGAAAUCAAGAACCUUAUAAAAGACCGCCUGAAAGCCUUCCACAGUAACAAUACACCCCCCCCCUCCCUUUGAGUGGAAAAGAAAGUCAUUUUACAGAAAUAAAGUCAACCACUUAAAGUCUAGCGACACGCGCAAAUGGUGGAAAAUGGGAAAUAAAAUGUCGGGAAAACCAGAGAAAAUUAUAUCUUUCUCCAUGGAGCGCGGCAGUAUAACUUUGAACAGUGAAAGUCUCGCAUCCUCCCUCAACGAAUUCUAUGUGUCCGUAAAUUCAGAUAUCCCACCCCUCCACAAAGACUCCCUGCCAGCGUUCCUACCUUCAAGAAAUGGCGUCCCUAUUAUUCAACCAUAUGAAGUUUGUAACAAACUCAGUGCGCUUCAAACCCACAAAGCAACACGUCCUGACAGAAUCCCAAACCGAAUUCUGAAAGAGUUUUCUUUUAUUCUAGCAGAACCAACCAUUUUUGACAAAUCACUACCUUCUAGUGUCGUACCAAAAAUCUGGAAAGAAGCAAACGUCAUCCCAAUCCCAAUGAUCAAUCAACCAGAGAGCGAAAACGACACUAGACCUAUAUCCCUUACCCCAGGCCUAUCCAAAGUCUUGGAAGACUUCAUGGUUAGAUGGAUGUUGGAUGUUGGAUGACGGAUGCCUAAAAGGACUAUUUACUACCCACUGUCUCCUUGACAUGCUCCAUACUUGGUUAUCCCAGCUUGAUUCACAGAAUAAACACAUUCGCAUCUGUUUUUUGGACUUCUCGAAAGCCUUUGAUCGAAUCGGCUAUAAUAUUGUUAUUGACAUACUGAUCGACCUGGGUGUUAGAAGACCUCUUAUUCCGUGGAUAAUCAAUUUUCUAACGAACCGAAGACAACGAGUAAAGAUUGGUAGAUCACUUUCUAACUGGCUCCCCGUGAUAGCUGGGGUUUCCAAAGGGACAAAACUAGGCCCUAUUUCACUCCUUGUCAUGGUUAAUGAUUUGAAGAUAAGCUCACCUGAUACAAAGAUGUGGAAGUUUGUAGAUGAUAGCACGGUGUCCGAACACCUUACUGGGAAUAUAUCGUCAGCUAGUAACUCAACCAACCCUUUAACCUCAUCGAAUCAUGGUGUUCCAACAAUUGGAUGAUUCUUAACCCAAUAAGAUGCAAGGAACUUAGAAUAUGUUACCUUAAAAGAUCCGUCGAAUUCCAGCCUUUAACAAUCGCAGGACGCGAACUAGAAAUAGUUCACUCCCACAAAGCAUUAGGCCUAACCAUUCAAAAUAAUCUGAAAUGGGACGAACAUAUUCGAUCCAUAAUCGUGAAAGGUUCCAAACGCUUGUACAUCCUCGGAAUUUUGCGACGGAGCGGUAUUCUACCAGCUGACCUCAUUAAAAUAUAUUCCGCUCGAUUUUGGAAUAUAGUUGCGAAGUUUGGAGUAAUUCGUUGCCCCAAUACCAUUCUGAUGAAUUGGAAAGACUGCAAAAAACAAUUAAGUAAUGCGUAUCAUAUUUCCUGGCCAUCCCUACGACGAAGUAUUGGUGAUGGCGGGUUGCGAAAGAUUAGAUAAUAGACGAAACAAAAUCUGCAUAAAAACUUUGAGCAAAAUUAUUAAACACGGCCCCCUGCAGAGCAACUGCUCGCCAACACAACACCAGGAAUUCAAAUGACUUAUCAUUAUACAAGUAUAGAACAGAACGUUUCAAAAACAGCUUCUUCCCAAGCACAAUUGCAAAGAUAAAUACAUAAAAUAAGUAAUUACAAAUAGCCAACUUUCCUAUCGCUUUCUUAUUCCAUUUUUAAACAACUUCUUGUAUACCUUUUUAUAUACCCAUAUGUACAAUGUAAAAUAUUUCUUCUUUUUAACUUUCUUAAAUUUGUAAACACUUUGCAAUUCAAAUCUUAUUUGCGAUAAAAGUGUAAAUAAACCAUCAAUAAUAAUAAUAAUAAUAAUAAUAAUAAUAUUUUAUUUAAUUUGAAUGAUAGAGAACAAGCGACGUUUUUGGCACCACGUACGUAUAUCAACCGGAAAUAAAUUAAUUGAGCAAUUACAGACGGGGACUGAUUGCGACAGCCGUUCUUGUUCGAAAACGAGAACGGAAAACUGCAAUGACUACCGUUCUUGAUUUCAUGUAAGAACUGCUGACUCCGCCACUCGCCAUUUAUAACAAUUCGUAUAUUGAAAAUUGAUAUAGUUAUUUUUUAACUACUAACUAGCCCAUAGUGUUUCUUUUAGCAAUCCUCGAUGUAACACUGCAGGUAAAACUGGGCAAAAACCGGCAUGUGUAAUAUUUAUUAUAAAGUCAAAACAAUUCAAACUAACGAACAUUUUACGGCGAUAAAAUAUUUUUAUAUGCUUUAAAGACAUUAAUCAUAUCGAAAUUAACUUAAAUCACUUAUAGGUAUAAUAUGAGCAGACGCACAAAUAUUUCACGCCUUAUUUUCAGCAAGCCCUUGCGAGCAAGCUGGCGUUUUGUCAACAAAACAACAAAAUCCACUAGGCAUCUUUAUUACUAAAUAGUUUCGUACCACAGUAUGUGGCACUCUUCAGAUAAAUUUAUAUAUAUAUAUAUAUAUAUAUAUAUAUAUAUAUAUAUAUAUAUAUAUAUAUAUAUAUAUAUAUAUAUAUAUAUAUAUAUAUAUAUAUAUAUAUAUAUAUAUAUAUAUAUAUAUAUAUUUGUGACAUUUAAAUUCACCUAAUGAGUGUGGCAAGCAUUGCUUGUCAUACGAUACAAGUUUGUAGUUAAUAAAUCUUAUGAAGUAAACCAGGUUUCUUUUAUCUUUAUCUUUAUAUUAGCUCUAUACUUCGGUAUAUAGAGCACUCUACUCAUAUAUGAUUCUAAAUACAUAAUAUAUAUACAAAAAUUAGGUUUUGUUGGUUUUAAAAACUUUUGGCAAAGUGCUCAAUGGAAAACCAGAGCAUAUUUAAAUUAAGGUGCAACAAAUCAACAAAAUCCACUAGGCAUCUUUAUUACUAAUUAGUUUCGUACCACAGUAUGUGGCACACUUCAGAUAAAUUGAUAUAUAUAUAUAUAUAUAUAUAUAUAUAUAUAUAUAUAUAUAUAUAUAUAUAUAUAUAUAUAUAUAUAUAUAUAUAUAUAUAUAUAUAUAUAACAUAUAUAGCUCAAAUCAACGUCAUGGAAGGAGAUAUAAUAUUCAUGAAUAUCGACCCUGGUUACAAUAUUGCUCUUCAUGCUCUUGAAGAACUUGACAAAAAAAGACGGCUUGAAGUACUGAAUCAACAACGCUCGUGGCUGGAGGCAAUACAAAGCAAUGUCGAUGGCGACAACAACAUCUUUGCUUUCGGUGGGGAAAAUGCAAGACCUGACGAAGGAGCUUCUGCGUUUGGAGAAACGGCGUCCGCUGUUUUCCGAAUGGUGAUGCUACGUGCUGUCGAAAUUAACGAAGAUUGGUGGCCUGAACUUCGAAAAAUACGAUGAAAAGAAACAAAAAAGCCUUGCGGUUUUAGGUAUUAAUCAGUUCUCCUUUUAAGCUGCUCGACGAGGAGAACGACAACAAAGAUACAGCGCGACGGUGUUGGAGAAAAUACGAUCACGUGUUCCACGUGAAAAAAAAUUCUUAAUUUAAGAAAAAAAUCUUAAAAUAAGAAAAUAAUUUUCUUAGUAAGAAAAAAUUUUCUUGUAAUAAGAAAUUUUUGAAUCCCAACAUAUCUUUUUCUUAAAAUCAGAAAAAAUUUUCUGAAUAAGAAAACAUUUUCUUAAAAUAAGAAAAUUUUUCUUAUAAUUUCUUAGUUAUCGCGAAAGCAUUUUCUUAAAAAAAUUCGAUUUUCUUACUUGAAGAAUAUGUUCGUAAGACAAGAAAUGAAAUUCUUUAAUUUCGUUGAAAAAAUUCUUAUUUCGUUGAAAAAAUCCAUAAUAUUCACACUAAUCUUGAAAAUAUGGGGCACGAUUUACCCGAGUUUGAAGUUUAUAACACAUCUGAAACAACUGCUCAUCUAAGUAACUUUAACACACUAACCGAAGAAGAUGUUCGAACGCUUAUCAAAGAGUGCGGAAAAAAGAACUCUGCUGUCGACCCCAUGCCAACGUCACUGGUGAUCGACCUAAUCGAUGUGUCAUUACCGACUAUCACCAAGAUAAUUAAUCUGUCAUUGGACUUAGGGACGUUUGCUGACGUCUGGAAAUGCGCUCUUGUACACCCGCUCUUGAAAACUGUCGGAGUGGAUCUACUUUUCAUGAAUUGUAGACCUAUAAGCAACCUACAGUACAUUUCCAAAUUAACUGAGAAAAUUGUAUUUAGUCAGACCCAUUCGCAUAUGAUGGCCCACUCAUUAUAUCCUGAGCUACAAUCAUCUUAUCGUCGAUAUCAUAGCACUGAAACCGCACUGCUCAAAGUUACAAACGAUAUCCUGCUAAAAAUGAACUCGCAAGAAGUUACUUUACUGGUUACACUUGAUCUAAGUUCCGCGUUUGACACUGUCAAUCACGAAAUAUUGCUUCGCCGUCUCCGAAAUGAGUUUGGCAUUCACGGCAAAGUCUUGGAUUGGUUCAAAUCAUACCUGCACAACAGAGGCCAGCAAAUUUCUAUCGAAGGUAUACUAUCCCAACGUUUCGAUUUGGACUCAGGAGUUCCACAAGGGUCGUGCUUGGGUCCCCUUCUUUUUAUUAUAUAUGCAUCCAAGCUGUUUAAAAUAAUUGAAGAUCAGCUUCCCGACUCACAUGGUUAUGCCGACGAUACACAGCUCUACCUCAGUCUUAAGCCAAGUUUAAGUACGUCACAGGAAGACGCUUUAUGUGCGAUGGAGUCUUGUAUCGAUAAGAUAAGACGCUGGAUGAUUCAGGAUAAACUCUUGAUGAACGAUGGCAAAACUGAAUUCUUGGUCAUUGGCACUCGUCAGCAAUUAUGUAAACUUCAGCCUAUCAGCAUUUCAGUUAAUAAUUCUGUGAUUUCUCCUAGCCCGCAUAUUAAGAACCUUGGCAGCUGGUUGGACUCGAACUUAAACAUGACGACUCAUAUCACAAAAGUAUGUAAAGCCUGUUUUUUCCACCUGCAUAAUAUCAGACGAAUUAAGAAAUAUCUAUCAAGACACAACUUACUGAUCCUAGUACACGCUUUCAUCACCAGCAAGCUCGACUACUGUAACAGCUUAUUCUACGGUCUCCCUGGAAAGCAAAUAUCUAAACUACAGCGUGUUCAGAAUGCCGCUGCAAGAUUAGUAAUGGACGUUCCAAAAUAUUCUCAUAUUACGCCCGUACUGUAUGAACUACACUGGCUUCCGGUACAUGCAAGAAUACAAUUCAAGGUGUUACUAUUUGCUUUUAAAGCUAUACACGAUCUAGCACCAUCUUAUAUUAAGGAUCUCAUUAAUGUCAAAUCGAAGUCGUCCUUCAACUUAAGAUCUAACAAUGGCACUCUACUGGAACCUCCAGCAGGCAGGAUGCUUACAACCUUGGGUGCCCGAUCCUUUCACGCGGCUGCACCUCAUCUUUGGAACAGUCUUCCACUUGGUAUACGUUCACUUACAUCUAUUGACUUGUUCAAAAAAUCAAUUAAAACUCAUCUUUUUAGGAACGUUUUUACUGACUUUUUAUAAGAUACGAAUAUUGAAUUUUAAGAAUGUUAAUAUUUAAUAAAUUCAUCAGUAACAAUGUAAAUAAUCAAUAAUGUAAAUAUUGUAUCUAUUCUUAACUCUGUGAAGCGCUUUUGAUCAAUUGUUGUAAAUAGCGCUAUAUAAGUAAUAAAUUUAUUGUUAUUAUUAUUAAUACAAAAUUAUAAAAUAGUAAGACAUUAUUACUUAAAUUUUCGAAGCAAGAAAAUGUAAAAUGCUAGUGUUAUAGGACAACUUAUAUCUUAACAAGACUUAGAAUAACGUAGCUAUAUCUUAUUGCGUUAGGUAAAUUUGUAGUUUUUAUUUCGAAUUGAAGAGACUAUAUGACCGGCAGCUCACGGUUGAUCAAACACUAAAUGGCCGGCAGUACAUUGACUAUAUAGUUAAAGUUGAAUCUUCGGUAUAAGAUAGAUAAACCGAUCCCCAAUUCCAAACCUUUCUCUAACCCUAACCCCUAACCCUAACCUUUUGAGAGUUAGACCGGCUGCCGGUAAUAUAGUCACUUUGUUUUUAUUUCGUUUCCAAAAUUUGAGUUGGUUUCAGUUUUAUUGAAUCGCUGAAGAGAAUUUUUGCCCUCCGGAAUUUUUAUCCAAGCUUUAUCCAAGCCAAGCAGGAAUAGUUUGCCAUAGUUCGCGUAUCCACUAAACGCCUGGGGCCGGUUGUAUCAAAGGCGUUUAACUUAAACGGUGUUUAGCCGCUAUCCAGCGUAUAAAUUUCUUAUCCAGCGGAUAGUUAAACGGCCGAUAAAAUUGCGUUGUAUGAAGCCCGUUUAGCACCGCGUUUAACUAUCCGUAGGAUAACCUUUAAUUUAACCGGAGAAAACCGGAUUUUCUUGAAAUUUCCUACCUCUACGUCAGCUGUUGCUAGGCCUUUGUAAACUGUUGAAGCUUUAUCUAACUUGUGAAUUCCACUAAGCUUUUGCAAUAAAGUUUGUUGUUGUUUUUAUUUGGAGUUUGCUCGUCCAUUCGUUGCUGCAAAUCUAUAUCAAACUUUUCAUUUUCACAUUGUGCUGAGUUUCUCAUUCACUUAAAUUCACUUACGGAUAUUUCUUUAAAGAUUUUUGGCUUCUUUAUACGAAGAGUCGCAGGCAAUAGCAAAAACUGUGAGUUGCAUGUAUUUGGCUUUUGUCAGUUGAUUCAGUUUUAUACUGUUUGAAAUUUGUUCCUCGACCUUGCACUUUUGUACAAAACAAUUUUAAGAACAUUUUGAACCACGUUUUGAUUGGCUGAUCAAAGCGAUUAACGCGAGCGAACAAUUUUUUUUCGACUUUCGGCGUCUUGUUGUCUAUUUUGUAUACUUGUUGGCUUUCCAAAGUCAUUGUUUGUUUUACAAUGGCUAAAAUUGCGAGUCUUACUGCUUGUUUUCAAACUAUAUAAUAGAAGAAAAGAAGAAGAAAAAGCCAGAGUAUAUAUACUUAACAUCUAAACAUGACACUGGUGUGCGUAAAUAUAGCAAAGCCACGGAAUUACAAGUGUACUCAGUGUACCUCAAGACCAAGCCAGUUAAAAGUGAGUUUUUCAUGUUUAUUGGAUUUAAAAAGAUAACUCCUCCACAUGAUUGUGCAUUUUUAUAACUAUCCCAUGCUUUUUCAUCCGAAAUAAUCAUUGUUUUAUCUUCAAACUCCGAGUUUAUCCGCCGUAUAGCGAUUUAAACGGUCUCAAGAGACCGUAUAAGUUUACACGGUGAAUAGGCAAAAUUUAACCGGUGGAUAGCGCUAAACGGGCUUGAUACAACGCGAUUUCUUGAGCGUUUAAAUUUUAUCCGGCGGAUAGCGAGUUAGGGCCAUUCCAUUUAAUGUCCACACACCCCCUACAGAUGAGUUUUUCUGAAGGGUGACUCAAAAAGUCGUUUCCGAGGGGUUAAGCCUGUCGGCAUCCUUUGAUCUCUGCGAUUUUUCUGAGGGGUAAGGGGAAAAUUCACAAAUUUCUGAGGGGUGUUUCGUGUCGGCACUUUGAUCUUUUUUUCUUAGGGGUUAAAAUUUUACUGACCUCAUCCGUAGGGGGGGUGUGGAUUUUAAAUGGAAUGGCCCUUAAUUAAACGGUGGUUAGCGAAUUAAACGCCUUUGAUACAACCGGCCCCUGGUACCUAGUUUACCUUUUAGAACGCGGAGAAUCGCGGGAUAGCGUCGUUUUACAUUUUUGUGAAAAAUUUUAUAAUAAUUAUGGAAUUCACAGCGCCUUCAAGGCAAUUUAAAUGGCAAAUAACGAUGGGAAAAGCAUCAUAAAGUCCUUAAAAUGUUGUUCAGAUACCACAGGUAAGAACAAUUGUAUAUUUGACUUGUUAUUUAAACAUAUUCAUUGCGAAAUAAUGUAGUGAUUAUGACUGUUUACUUGAGCGAAGUGUGAAAAUAUUCCAUUGAAUGUUUGAAUUUGCCGCGUUCGUUUUGCAUAUAAAACAUGCAAAUGUUGCUUUCAGGCAAGGGACGGAAGAUCAAAAUAUAAAUUCAAAUCUAUUGUUGUGAAUUCCAUACUAAUUUACGCACUAAUAUUAACAAUUUGACAAUAUUAGGGGGCCUAUUAGAUUGCCUUUGACAUUGGCACUUUGCUAGACCUUUGUCAAGACUCAAGGCUAUAUAAUGAUAUGAAAUAAGAUAUACAUACGGGUGUUUUUGAAGAUCUGUUAGCAUUUUAAUACUUGAAUGAGGAUUGGAAUUACACUUAUUACAGGAGAAUGACAGCAUUUAAUCUGAUAUUUUCAGUGUAUUGAUAGCUGAAUAACUGAAUUGCAUCCUACUCUAUUGUUUACCCUGUCUAAUGCCAGAGGAUUUUCCUACUUGCCUUGCCGGAUAACUUGGCUACUGUAGAGAAUGUUUAGUUUUCCCGACUUACUAUACUUCACCCGGGAAACUCUGCAACCCUAGAUAGAAUGUAUAUGCCUUUCAUUUAAAAUAAUAGCCCAAAAAUACAUACAAAUCAUUAGGUAUGUUUACAGCUUUCCUCCAUUUCUAGCAGCUUAUUUUUGCAUAUUUUGUAAUCAUGUUUUUUAAACCUUUUGAAUGAUCCAAAUUGUGUUUGUAUUUUGUCAUUGUGCAGCAAUCAUGGGGUAACUUGAUUUCAUAUAUAAAUAGACUGCUUUUUUGUCCUGCCUGAGUGAAUAACUCACCUUGCCGGGUAACUCGCCUACUGAUGUACCGAUAUCCAUAUUGGUGUAUCAGUCAUCUUUGAAUUUCGUGAAAUGACAUAGAAUAUCGGUAUCGGCAAAGUAUUGGUCUUUUAUUAUCAGAAUAUCGGUGAAUUUCCAUAUAUCGGUGCAUCACUAAUACAGUUCAAGAUUGUGUUUAUAUGAGAAAAUGCCAUCCUGCACGCCGGGACAAUUUUGUUAUGUUGACAUUGUUUUGACAGUUGUUAAAAAUAGCAUCUUUGAACAUUCAUCCUGGCCCAGCCUGCUUGUGAGUGUAUAUAUGUGGAGAAAUUUUCAUCCCGAUAAGCAACAUUGUGGCAUCAGAGCCAACCUGCUUGUGGAUCUAUAUAAACACAUGAUAAUUUUUUCUAGAUAAAUAUACCUAAUGCAGUAAGAUCUUGCUUACCGGGCUGUCCCGCUAAGCGGUCCAGCCCAGCUUCCAUAAAUACAGCUGGUUUAAAGAACCAUGGACAGCAACCGGAAGUAAACUAUACUGUCAGUAACUGUGUGACAUGGUAUUGGACAAAUUAUUACAUUUCUUAAUAUUGCAGCUUUG